Messenger RNA from Ctenocephalides felis (cat flea), 1383 nucleotides. Its product is annotated as TP53-binding protein 1-like. Gene Ontology annotation, biological process: positive regulation of transcription by RNA polymerase II; DNA damage checkpoint signaling. The record is from RefSeq and is a predicted model, not a curated record. Gene Ontology annotation, cellular component: nucleus. Gene Ontology annotation, molecular function: histone binding. The transcript is spliced from 5 exons. Lineage: Eukaryota; Metazoa; Arthropoda; Insecta; Siphonaptera; Pulicidae. Bases 1 to 1377 code for a protein of 458 amino acids.
AUGUCUGAUAACUGUUCAAUGAUUAAAAUGAAAUCCCUUAUCAAUGAAGCAGUGGACAAUCACUAUGAACUAAUCAAUUCACCAGAGAUGAUAAUUCGAGUUACACCAGCUACGCCAUCACUAAAUACUACUGCAUCAGAACAAAGUUCAGAACAAGAUCCUAGAAUAAUGCAAAGAGUUUUAGCCAGGUGGGUAGAUAAAAAAUAUUAUGCUGGUCGAGUUGUAGAUGUAAAAGAUAACAAUAAAUUCACAAUCCGAUUUGAUGAUGAUCAUACCAAAACGCUUUUAAAUGAGUAUAUUAUAUUUGGUGAACAAAAUAUAUUGCCCUUGCAUGGUCAAUCUAUUUAUGUUAUGUUGAACAAUGAAGAAGAGUAUGUACCAGCAAUUGUUACAUCAAUAUUGGAGGAAUCGAAUAGGGUAAAAUACAUUGUCCAAACAGAUGGUGGUGAGAGUGGAUCUGUUAUGGCAUCUGAUAUAUAUUUGACGGAAGAUCAAGCCAGAAGUAUAAAAGAAAUUCAUACGAGUGUUAGCAAAGUUGAAAGUAAUAGCACACCAAAGAAAAUGAAUGGUCAAGAUGUGAGCUUGGACAAUAUAAUACAUGGCCCAAGAAGCAGACGCCAAGUUACAAUGAAAGCUAUUACCCCAAAGGCAGGCUCCUCUGGGCUGAAUAAACAUAAAAGAACAGGAGGCAGAGGAAGUAAACAGAGAAAGUUCAGUGAGAGCAGUGAUAGAUCGAUAACCGAACCUCCCAGUCCUGCAAGUUACAGAGUUGCGGGGCGCCUGUCUGGCAGGCGAACUUCUAAAGUGACUGGAAGCCUUUAUGACAACAGCGAUCCAGAUACUGUAAACCUGCUAGGUCCAAUUCCUACAUCGAAUAAGAUUUUUCAAAAGAAGUGCUUCUUGUUAACAUGUACAGAAGAUGUUUCACAAAAAUUGAAAUUGGCCAGACAAGAGGCAUGUGAAGCGAGUGGAACUGAUUCAGAAUAUAGUACAGAUGCAGAAAAUUGUACUGUACCUUUCAUGAAAGAAAGAUUGAGGCACCAGUUAGAGGCUGGUGGAGGUUUGGGUUUAGUCACUUUGAAGAAAAUACCACAAAAUAAAUACCGUACUUGCAUUCUUAUUGCACCGAGACCUUGUCACACGGCCAAGUAUAUUCAGUGUUUGGCAGCUAAUAUCAAAGCUGUACUUCAUACUUGGGUUGUUGACUGUUGUAAAUCAAACAAAUUAUUACUUGAGUAUGAUUUGCCUGCCGGAUGGUCCAUUGAAAGAAAGUGCUAUGUUAGAUACCAAAUAGGAAAAGAAAGAUAUAUGAGGCUAUCAAGCAACCCUUCAAUGAUUUUCUUAUAUUAUUGUGCAGCGAUAAUGACAAUUUUCUAAAGUUCU